Aedes albopictus (Asian tiger mosquito) is the source of this 4114-nucleotide messenger RNA. RefSeq lists its product as uncharacterized. Bases 365 to 3520 code for a protein of 1051 amino acids. Gene Ontology annotation, molecular function: protein binding; DNA binding. The record is from RefSeq and is a predicted model, not a curated record. NCBI's taxonomy places the organism in Eukaryota, Metazoa, Arthropoda, Insecta, Diptera, Culicidae. The transcript is spliced from 10 exons.
GGCAGUCAGCAGCGUGAGAAGAGACGUUUUUAUCAAUCAAUCGUGAGUUUGUUCGGCAAGCGGAGGUUUGCAUCAUUUUCGAUGAGCGUUUUCGCAGACAAGUUUUUGCGUGUGCUUCGCGUGUGAUUUUCUCGGAUCGUGCGAUCAUUCCAAAAGAACGGUUCGAAUCAAGUGUAUCGUAUUAUCUUCCGGAGGAACCUUGAAACUGUUCCGCGGUUUUUUUGGUGAAGAAAAUAGCGCAUUCUCGCUGCCCGGGACCAGAUACCGUACGGUGCAUUUGUGUUGGUUCCGCGCGGCCAGAUAGUGGACGAAUUCGUGGAAGUCUAGCAGAAGGCGCGUGAGUGUGUAUUUGUGUGCGGCAGGGAUGGCACAGCAACACAAGCUGCACUCUCGGGACCAGUACCAGCAGCAAUUCGUGGCGACCGUCGCCGGAGGAACUACUGGCAUAGGAGGAACAACCGGUCACGGCAGCAAUAGCGAAAAGCGCAAACAUCGCGUGUUAGAGUGUGAUAGUGAUGAAGAUGAUUUCGCUGGAUUCGACGAGGACGCCACCCGUAGCGAGAACGGACGUUUAGGACAGUCGCCCAAUUUAUCAAAUUCGAUUUCCGCUUAUGUGAAUCUUAAAAAAGCUCGUGAUCUGCAGGCAGCUCUUUCGAAACCAUUACCAUCAGCAGCAGCAGCACCAUCGUCAUCGUCAACAUCAUCCGGAGCGCCGCCAGUGACGGGAGGUAGUGGUUCGGCUGCUUCGGGUGUGAGCUCUCUUGCGGCAGCAACAGCAGCAGCAGAAAAACAGGACGAAAUGGAAUCCGGUCUGAUGGGAUUCGGCGCCACAGGAAGUGGAGGUGGGGCAGGCAUAUUUGAGCCCAGCGGAAAAGCUGCCAUGUUAAUGGCGGCGGCCAAUCAGGCCAAACGGAAAGUGGUUGCCCCUGUCAACGCACAAGACGAGGCAUUCAAGCUACCCUUUAAGUUCGGCUGGAAACGAGAAUUGGUAUACCGUGCAAACUUGGACGGUAAUAGUAAAGACAAAGGCGAGGUUUACUAUAUUACGCCAUCUGGAAAGAAAUUGCGCACGAGAAAUGACAUUGUCAUGGCCCUACAGGAUGGUCUCACUAUGGAUAAUUUUACCUUUAUAAAAGAUCCAGUCGGAGGUUCGCCCGAUGAGGAAAUUAUUAGGAGUGCCAAAUCGUACGGAACUACACCGCGGCGGUCGGUAAAUUCAGUCGCUCCACCUGUGCUGGAGUCAUCAUCCGAUAACAGCCUAGGUAAACGCAUUCCAAAACCAAAAAUGCCCAAAGGAGCCAGCCCGCCGCCUCCUGCUUCAUCAGCUCGUUCUUCACUGGGGCAAUCGCGGACGCCACCUUCUUCGCGCUCUAAUUCCCAAACGUCGCCUAAAUCGGGCGCCAUCGUAGGAGGUCAUCGAGGCAUCGCCGGAAAUGCCGUUGGACAAAAACUGAACGAGAAUGCUUUCGGUGCCGCCAAAGCCGGAAAGCUCAAGAACAAAGUGGAAACGUGCACCAUCCAGUGUCUCCCGGCGAUGGGGAUGAUUCCUCAGCUGCAGUGCAUCUCUUGUCUGUGCAUGUACCAUCCGGAGUGUGUUGAAGCAACUACGGCUGAAAUUCUAGCGCGAAGGUUUACGUGUAAGAUUUGCAUGGAUGAACAAUCAGCCGCUCCGGAUCUCUCAGAAAGCGUGACACCUUUCGAUAAACCCAUCAUGACAAAUCCCGUCACAACGCCAAUGCAACCGUUGGCAACGCAGUCCCUGAACAAUGGAAAUGCAGCUACUGCUCCAGUGAUCGAUAAGCAGAAGAAACCCCCUCCACCGCAGCAACCACCCAAAACCGGCCCUGGCACACCAAAGACUGGUGGAAAAGAUCCACCUCCGCAGGACGUGAUAGUGGUUGGAAAUCAUCAGUUCAUUGUCGUUCCGAAAGGCAAACCGGCUCCUCCAAAGGCUGCCAAAAAGCAAUCCAAGCAACCGGCACAACAACCAGCUCCAGUUCAGCAGCAGCAACAGCCACAGCCAACUUUUCCCCAACAACAGCAAGAAUCACCAGCAGCAGCCCCACCACCACCACCACCGCAGCAACAACCAUUACAGACAUUACCAGCUGUCGUGGACGACAGUCGAAAGUCAGUCGGAAGUGGUGCUACAAAACAACAGGCGACCAAUCAAACCAGCAAUCGAAGCUUUAUCGCAGCAGAUUUGGCGGCCAUCAGUCAGAACAAUAGCAAUGCACGGACGUCAUCGCUAGCUGCCGGAAUUGAGCAGAAUCGGAUGUUUGCAUCGAACUUCUUCUCUAACGUAUCGGUUGGAUACGAUGUACUUCAGCAAACGUUCCAAUAUCUCAAAGUGCAGGAAUUACUGCGUGCCAGCUGCGUGUGUCGAAUGUGGAACCAGGUUGCCAAUCAUCCCAGACUGUGGAGAACUGUUCGAAUGAAGAAUUCACACGUCAACGAUUGGAGUGGUUUGGCGCACACCCUUCGCCAAAAUGGCACCAAGCAUUUGGAUCUGCGGAAGAUGUUGAUCUCGGGCAACAGCGACGAAAUGUGGCACAGGUUUGCGGAAAAUAUUUCGCACGUCGAAAACUUGGAGAGAAUCGAUCUCUGUCGAUGUUCAUCGACUGUGGUUGGCAAUUUGAUGAAGUCUAAUCCAAAUCUCAAGGUGAUCAACGCCCUUGCGAUCAAGAAUGACCCUCUGGAUUUCUCCAACUUUGAAUACGGACAGUACCUUCAUGAGCUGAGGCUCAAAUCAUCCGCAGCCGUUUCUGUGGAAAACGAGCUCUCGCAACUUGGUUUCCUCAAGAAUCUACGGCACCUUUCGUUGACGUCGAUUCAAAAGCUGGGUUCUACCUCGAUCAAAUCUUUGGAGAACUUGGUAAAUUUAGAAUCGCUAGAAUUGGGCGAAUGUACCGAAAUUGGGCAGAACUUUGCAGAAAUUCUUCCGUACCUAACUAAACUGCAGCGACUACGAUUGGAAAAAGGUCAGGAGAACUUCAACAUGUUUGCAGUGUUGGAAGGAAUCGCAGUUCUUCCAGACCUGAAUCAGUUAGAGCUUAUCAACUGCGAUGUAAAAGUUGGAUUCGACAAACACAUCAACAAAUGUAGCAAUAUCAAAAAGUUGCUCCUCAUCCCGACUUACGUGUCGCAAUCUGCGGCCACAAAUCACAUGGUGCUUAGCGGAAUAGCAAAGUUGAAAGAUUCUCUCGAAGUUUUUAUAUGGACCGUAACGGUGGAAUUGUUGCGAGUCACGGAACUGUACAUAGAUCAAUGUGAUACGAAAAACCGCGAUGACAAGAACAGUCCCGGCGAGAGCAUACCAAUUCUGAAACCGGUCCCAGGGGUGGACGAGGUUCCGGUGGCCAACACCUCUAACCCAGCCGAUACUCCGGCGCAGGUAGAAAUCGUUCCCCUUACUACCGUUAACAGCAUCCUCGAUCGAUCUCUCCCCAAGACGAAGCUGAAAAUCCUGAAGAUCCCGUUUGCCAGCACCUGGAAGCAAGGUAUGAUUGAGUUACCUUAGAUUCUCGUUGUUUGAGUAUGUUUGUGUCCAGAGCCAGCGUGAUCCGGAGGAAGCCCAUCAUUUUAAAUGUAAAACUUAGAGGUAAAUUAUUCGUAUUAGUUCUCUAUGUGUAUCCUGUAAUAGUUCCAUAUAGUGUAGUAGAGAUGUGUAAGGUGAAUCAUCAGACACAAGAGGAAGUAUUUCGCACUGUACAUAAAUCACAUUUGUUUCCAACUGUCUGGUUGGUUAUCGAAGGAUUACCCAUUAGAGUCCGCUGUUUUACGCGGCUUACCCUUAAACUCGACUCCUGAAAUUGUCUCGUCAGAUUGACACAAAAAUUGAUGAGUUGGUUGUUGAUUGGAUGAUAAAUUUUAUUAAAAAAAUGUUGAAGAACGAAACAAUAACGCGCUUUUAUCAGAAACAUUUGCUUCAAGGCCACUUUUAUCAUUUUUAGCUAAGUUCGACAGUAGCCGAGCUUAAGCGGAUAUUUUUUCGACAUUAUGAUGUAAAAAAUUCUAUUUAGGUUUACGGCAUUUGCUUUUCCCAUCACGUGCACCCUUCUAUGUAGUUGAGUAAGUUAAGGAAGAAGAGAAUAAACUAUGUUUAGGCAUGUGA